UGCAACUUCUCCUUCAUUGGUCGAGGAUGCGAAAUUCCCUCCCCUUCUUGCACCACCUUAUUCCCCUUCUCCUUCUUUUGCCGAGGCAGUGAUCGACGUCGCUCACUGGUCGAUAGUUGAGAAGAUAUUUGUCAGUAAUAUGCAUCAGUUUAGCAGACACUUCACUGAUGUAUUGCAGCCUAAUGAAGCCACGCGCAUCACAAAUGAAAGUCGACGCGUAAUCAGCGAGGCUGGUCAACAACUCAUCCAAAGCAAGAAGUUCGCCAUUCUUACUGAAAAAGCGAAUGCGAGCGAGAUAGAAGAGAAAGAUAUUCUUAGUCUACUCAAUAUUUCUAGGCGACUUUCUGACGCAGAUCUUCUAUCCCAACUCUCGACGUUCCUUUUCGCCAGCUCUGACUCUACUAUGUCCUGGUGCAGCCACCUCCUUUCCAUCCAUCCUGAUGUCCAAGGUCGCCUACGCUCUGAACUAAACUCGAUGUCUCCUUGCGCAUCCAAUUCUUUAUCAGUGUCAGGCUAUUCUGUACCGACACACACAGCAGCUAUCGACGGGCUUCCUUUCUUCGACGCAGUAGUUUGCGAAACACUCCGCCUGUGCCCUCCCGUCCACGGUACAAUGCGAGUUGCUACUCGUGAUGACGACUCGGAUAUCCCGAUAUCUUCACCCAUAGUUCUUACGUAAUGGCACGAUCAUUCAACCCCGGGCGAGACCAUCCAUAUCCGCAAAGGCUCUUAUGUGCACAUUCCCAUCGAGGCUUUGGAUUUUAGCACUGACAUCUGGGGCGAGGAUGCAAGAUUGUUUAAGUUUUUCUUCGCUGCGCCGGUUUCCUGAAAACUUCAGCCCUGAUCGCUGGUCUUCUCUGCCUCACCCCGCACGAGCUCCCUCUCAUCCAGGAAUUGCAAACGUGAUGACGUUUUCAUUCGGUCCACAUGCUUGUCCAGACUGGAAGUUCUCGAUGUUGGA
Messenger RNA from Suillus plorans, 961 nucleotides. Its product is annotated as cytochrome P450. Gene Ontology annotation, molecular function: heme binding; monooxygenase activity; iron ion binding. The record is from RefSeq and is a predicted model, not a curated record. The coding region runs from base 140 to 679 and encodes 179 amino acids. NCBI's taxonomy places the organism in Eukaryota, Fungi, Basidiomycota, Agaricomycetes, Boletales, Suillaceae. The transcript has 2 exons.